Laetiporus sulphureus 93-53 is the source of this 2172-nucleotide messenger RNA. RefSeq lists its product as uncharacterized. Gene Ontology annotation, molecular function: protein binding. The record is from RefSeq and is a predicted model, not a curated record. The coding region runs from base 264 to 2024 and encodes 586 amino acids. NCBI's taxonomy places the organism in Eukaryota, Fungi, Basidiomycota, Agaricomycetes, Polyporales, Laetiporaceae. The transcript is spliced from 2 exons.
CCUUCGCUUUGGUAGGCCCACGCGUACUGGCCCAAGCGUUUUUCAAAGGCAGUCCGCCACAGAAGUCAACUUCUGUGCCACCGCGUGUGGAAGAAUGUCAAUACAGUUGAGGCCAAUCGGGGCUAUAAGCCACUGUGGCCUGUGUCCAACAACAAGCGGGUGUCUUGUGGCUACACGUGAUCCUAGCGAACACGUUCCAUGGCCCUGCACGAACCACCCUAUAUCUGCCACCUUACUCUUCUCGUGUCCCUUUCCCAACCGUCAUGACCUCUCCUCUUUCUCGCAAGCACUCCACUUUACAGGCCCCGUCUAGUAGCGGGCCGUCUCCGACUAUCGCUCAUCAUGAUGAGGGUCCCGCCAUCGAAGUCGCGCCCUCUCCAUCGGACCCGAGCAACUGCCGUCAUGAGCGUGUGCAGAAGACAAUCGACGAUCUACCCGACGAGCUUCUCGGCAAGGCCUUCGAAGAGAUUCACGAUGACGCUGUCAAGAACGAUGUCGAUCUCCCCCGACCAUACCACCUGCUCAACGUCAUGCAAGUGUGUCGCAGAUGGCGCGAAGUUGUGCAGUCUCAUGCUUACCUUUGGAGCGUCAUCAACAAAUUGCCGACCAACAAGGAAUUUACAAACUUUAUUCUUGACUGUGCGCAACAGCACACGCUGUCGGUGGUCGCAGACGUUCGGCCGACCACUGUCGAGUCAUGGCAUCUGGUGCUUGAAAAAUCUCCACAGAUCGCUUCAUUACAACUUCGAGCUGGUCGGGACGACAUCGAAAAAGCCAUUAACGCGCUUGUCGAUGCGGGAGCGGGUUGUCACAUGAAGUCUCUGGGUCUGGAAAACUCUCAACAAAUCAAAUACGCUGAUACCGACGGCUCAAUUGCAAGACUAUUUAUACAGGCCGCUCACCUGAGGUCCCUUCGAGUGCAGAAUCUUUCUCUGCCUUGGCAAAACAUCGCCCCCCUAUUGUCCCUACAACACCUGACUUUCGAGUACAUGCUGGGACCGCGCGUGCCACCGAGCAUGAGUCAGGUUGUGCAUGUUCUGAGAGGAUUACCUCAUCUGGAGACAUUCGCCCUCGUCAAGGUGCACCCUCUGUGGAGCGAACAAGCACAACUGGGUCCCGAAAUACUCACGCUACAUAACUUGCGCUCCCUUCGUAUCAUUGACUCUCUGUCGAAGCUCUUGCGAAUCUUUCUCCAUUCCCACCUUCCUGCUCUCCGCGAACUCACGCUGCGGGCUUCGUUUUCGAGUCGUCAUGACGAAGCCGAUGCCUUCGCGCUAAGCUUGGCCUCCGCAACCGCUUCAAUGCCCGAUUCCCAUUGUCUUCAUGUGUUCAUCAUCGAUAGCCCAGAAACUUUUCGAUUGGAGAUCUUGAGUCAUGCGGAAGUGGUCGUUGGAGCGGCCAUUCAAAAUCCCGAUUACGACUCGGCGAAGGUAGAUGUGGACAUCGGCCUCGAGAAACGGCGUCGCUAUGACUAUGCAUAUGUACGGUGGAUGGAGUCUCUGUGCACCAUACGCAAGUUCACCAAUGCACAUGAACUAGUCCUCGAAGUGCGGCGCUGGCAGAUUAUCGGAACUAGCCCUAAUCUAUACCCUAGCAUCGACGAGAAUCUCUGGUCUAAUAUUCUGGCUCAGUUCAACAAGCUUCAAAUCCUACGAGUGUGCAGAUUCGCACAGUACUUGGAGUUCUCAUCCAUCCUACACGUGCUCUCUUCUGUCCAUCCUGCGAAGGAUGCGAAGAACUCUUCCGGCUGCUUUCUUCCUGAACUUCGUGCGCUUGACAUGAGGGGUGUCGAUUUCUCCUUAGAUGGAUAUCGAGACCUUCUAUUGGAAUGUCUAGAGCAGCGCCAUCUCGUGGCGCCUGUGCAAGAGCUCAUUCUCUCGUGGUGCACAGGCGUAUCGCGAGAGUUCCAGGAUCAGCUCAAGGACUACGUGGGCAUUGUUCGCGUGGAAGAGAAUCCAGGAACGAAUACGGACGCAGGAGGCUGUCAUACACUGGACGGAGCCCAAUUCGAGGAUAUUGAGUAAAUCUCGUCACCUGUCUGUUGAAAACACGAUAUGUAACGCGUCUAUGAGUUCAUCGAGGAAGGUUUUACGGUGUGGGUGGAAUGUGUACAAUCCCUUCUCACGUAUGGACCCAUGAAGAAUGAAGCAAAAAAAAAUGUAUAUACGACGG